Molecule: messenger RNA, 4208 nt
Organism: Vanessa atalanta (red admiral)
Lineage: Eukaryota; Metazoa; Arthropoda; Insecta; Lepidoptera; Nymphalidae
Gene: Xdh2
Product: xanthine dehydrogenase-like
Exons: 8
Coding region: 101-4123 (1340 amino acids)
Molecular function (GO): iron ion binding; FAD binding; xanthine dehydrogenase activity
Source: RefSeq, a predicted model, not a curated record
UUCGACAUCUCAACACGUGUGUAGUUGACGCUCAUUGCGUAACGAUGUCAAGUAGUUAUCUAAAUACAAUGUUACUGAUAACCAUAUAUUAAGAAUAACAAUGAAUAUGGAAAAAAUUGAAGAUUUUUUACCGAGUCAAAGAGAAACGGUUUUAGUGUUUUUUGUCAAUGGAAAAAAGGUCAUUGAAUCUUCUCCGAAUCCAGAAUGGACCUUACUUUGGUAUUUACGCAAGAAACUUCAAUUAACUGGCACGAAGUACGGCUGCGGGGAAGGAGGUUGUGGCGCUUGCACUGUCAUGAUUUCGCAAUACUUAGAACAUGAGAGACGUGUGAAUCAUAUGGCGGUUAACGCAUGCUUAACACCACUUUGCGCUGUGCAUGGAUUGGCUAUAACAACUGUAGAAGGAAUCGGUAACGUACAAGACAAGUUACAUCCAGUUCAAGAAAGAAUAGCUAAAGCACAUGGGUCUCAAUGUGGAUUUUGUACACCGGGAAUAGUUAUGUCGAUGUAUGCUUUGCUUAGAAAUAAAAUUAAAAUAAAUUACGACGACAUAGAAACGUCUCUACAAGGAAACCUGUGUAGGUGUACGGGAUAUAGACCCAUAAUAGAAGGGUUCAAAACUUUUAUAGAAGUAACUGAAGGUGCAACAGAAAAUCAAAAAACAAAACUCUGCCCUAUGGGUAAAGAUUGUUGUAAAUUCAAUCAAAAUAAUGAAGAUGUUUUGUUCAAUAAGUCGGAAUUUCAACCUUACUGUCCAACGCAGGAACCAAUAUUUCCUCCUGAGUUAAUUUUGAACAAUAUUUACAGAAAUUCCUUUCUUUUUUAUAAAGGCAAUAAUGUUGUAUGGAUACGCCCACAAAAUCUCAAAGAUAUCCUUAUUUUAAAAAAAGAAUACCCAUGUAGCAAAAUUAUAGUCGGAAACACAGAAAUAGGAGUAGAAGUAAAGUUUAAGAAUAAAUCCUAUCCAAUAUUGAUUUCCCCUAAAUUAAUUAAAGAAAUGAAUAACAUACUUGUAAAAGAGUCAUGUAUUGAGAUAGGAGCAGCAGUUUCAUUAAAAGACGUAGAAGACUUCUUACGAAAUCAAAUUCACGAAAGUACAGAAAAGGUCAAGGUUUUGAAUGCCAUAAGAGAUAUACUUCAUUGGUUCGCAGGCAGUCAAAUUCGUAAUGUCGCUUCUAUCGGAGGAAACAUCGUAACUGCUAGCCCUAUAUCAGAUUUAAAUCCGAUAUUUAUGGCUUGUUCUGCUAAUAUUAUAAUUUCUAGUUUUGACAGGGGAGUUAGAAAGUUAGUCAUCGACCAAAAUUUCUUUCGAGGAUAUAGAAAUGUAGCAUUAGAUGACGACGAAAUAAUACUAGCAAUUGAAAUUCCUUUUACGGAUGACAUGCAAUUUUUUAAAGCAUAUAAGCAAGCCAGACGAAGAGAGGAUGAUAUAUCAAUAGUAACUGCUGCAUUUAAUGUUAAACUUGAUAAACAGAAUCAUUUUGUAAAAGAAGCUAAGUUAUGUUUCGGAGGUAUGGGUCCAAUAACCGUUUGUGCCUUUAAAACAUCGGAAUUAUUAAAAAAUCUGCCAUGGGAUGAAGAUAUGGUUAAUAAAGUUUUUAAAUCGCUAAAUGAUGAACUACUUUUAAGCAUUUCGGCACCAGGAGGGAUGCAUGAGUAUCGCAAAUCGUUGUGCCUAAGUCUAUUUUUUAGGUUUUAUAUUUACGUAUUGAAUGAAGUAAAAGGUAUUGGGUUAGAAAAUAAUAAUAAAGAUUUAUGUGGAUCUUCUGAACUACCACGCACGAAACCAAAAAGUUCUCAAUGUUUUGAAAUAAAAGUCAAGAAUAAAAUCAACCAUAAUGCUGUUGGAAAACCUAUACCUCACAUGUCGUCUAUGAAACAGGCCACUGGUGAAGCAAUUUAUUGCGAUGAUGUUGUAAGCGUAGAAGGUGAACUUUUUUUAUGUUUAGUAUUCAGUUCGGAAUCCCAUGCAAAAAUUGUAUCUAUUGACGUUACAGAAGCUUUACUAGAACCCGAUGUUGUGGCUUUUUUUUCUGCAUCAAAUUUGUCAAAAGAGCUCAAUAAAAUGGGACCUAUACUUAAAGAUGAAAAAAUAUUUGCCGAUAAAAUUGUCACUAGUCGCUCUUGUGUAAUUGGUGCCGUGGUUGCAAAAUCAGAGUACGCAGCCAGGAAAGCUAAACAUUUAGUUAAAAUCACUUAUGAAAAAUUACAGCCUGUGAUAAUUUCUAUUGAAGAAGCUAUUCUUCAGGGUUCAUUUUAUGAUGGAUAUCCACGUAAAAUAGAAAAAGGAAAUGUAAAAGAAGCUAUUUUACACUCGAAACAUGUCGUAGAAGGGUAUAUUAGAAGUGGAGCGCAAGAACACUUUUAUUUAGAAACAAUUUCGGCAUAUGCUAUGAGAAAAGAAGAUGAAUUGGAAAUUAUAUGUACAUCGCAAAAUCCAGCAGAAAUAGCAGAUACGGCAGCCAAAGUACUCGGUAUACCAAAUCAUAAAGUGGUAGCUAAAGUUAAAAGAAUAGGAGGAGGUUUUGGUGGAAAAGAAACAAGAGCAGUCGUGUUAGCAAUACCCGUUGCCGUGGCUGCAUAUAACUUAAAAAAACCAAUACGAGCAGUUUUAGACAGAGAUGAAGAUAUGCAACUUACCGGUUAUAGACAUCCAAUGCUUAUUAAAUAUAAGGUUGCCUUUAAUGAUGAUGGUAAGAUCACAGCUGUAAUUUACGACUUAUAUGCUAAUGCUGGAAAUUACAUGGAUAUUUCAUGCUCGAUGUUAGAAAGAGCAAUGGCACAUGUAGACAACUGUUAUUAUAUACCAAACAUAGAAGUGAAUGGAUAUCUUUGUAAAACAAAUAUGCCAUCAAAUACAGCUUUCAGGGGUUUCGGCGCACCGAAGGCUAUGUUAGCCGCAGAAGCUAUGAUAAGGAAAAUAGCAGAUAUUCUUGGGAAGAAAUAUGAGGAAAUUGUUGAUAUAAAUAUUUACAAAGAAGGAAAUUUAACCCAUUUUAAUCAAAAGCUUACUUAUUGCACUUUAGGUCGAUGUUGGAAGGAGUGUAUAGAGCUUUCUGAUUAUUGGCAUAGGAAACAGUUAGUAGAAGAUUUUAACAGAUCGCACAGGUGGAAGAAAAGGGGUAUCACUAUGGUUCCAACCAAAUAUGGGAUUUCAUUUCACACUGAUUUACUAAUGCAGGGCGGCGCAUUAUUAUUAGUAUAUAACGAUGGUUCAGUUCUCUUAACAAUAGGAGGAAUAGAAAUGGGUCAAGGACUUUUUACAAAAAUGAUUCAAGUGGCAUCACAAGUUUUGCAAGUAGAUGUUUCGAAAAUUCAUAUAAGUGAAAUGGCAACGGAUAAAGUUCCAAACAGCCAACCCACAGCAGGAAGCAUGAGCUCUGACUUAUAUGGAAUGGCUGUAAUAGAUGCUUGUAAUACUAUAAACAAUAGAUUAGAACCUUACAAAACUAGUAAUCCGAAUGGAAAAUGGGAAGAAUGGGUUUUCGCGGCAUACUUAGAUAGAGUAUGUUUGUCAGCGACUGGUUUCUAUGCAGCCCGAAAAAUAGAAUACAAUCGAGAAACGAAUGUUGGAGAUCUAUAUGAAUAUUUUACCUACGGUGUAGCGUGUUCUGAAGUUAUUAUCGACUGCCUAACUGGCGAUCACCAAGUUUUGAGAACAGACAUUGUAAUGGAUGUUGGAGAAAGUUUAAAUCCCGCUAUCGAUAUUGGUCAAAUUGAAGGCGCGUUCGUUCAAGGAUAUGGAUUUUAUACGAUGGAAGAAAUGUUAUUUGCACCGAGCGGCGAAGUAAUUUCAAAGGGUCCGGGUGCCUAUAAAAUACCUGGAUUUUCUGAUAUCCCUAAAGAAUUUAAUGUAUCACUUCUAAAAGGUGCUCCCAAUCCACGAGCUGUAUAUUCGUCAAAGGCCAUUGGUGAACCUCCCCUUUUUUUGGCUGCGUCAGUUUACUACGCAAUUAAAGAAGCUAUUAAAGCCGCUAGAUCUGACGCUGGAUUUGAUAUGGAAUUUACCCUAGAUGUACCGGCAACAUGUGCUCGAAUUAGAAUGGCAUGUGAAGAUCAUAUCACUGAGCAGGUAAAACCAACUAUUAUGAAGAAAGGAACUCCGUGGAACGUUGUACCCUAAAAGUCAGUACCUAGUAAUUAGAUAACUAAUUACAAAAAUAUAUAUGAUAUUAUUAAAAUAUUGUUCGCAAACUUUUUUAUAGAAC